Molecule: messenger RNA, 2884 nt
Organism: Glossina fuscipes
Lineage: Eukaryota; Metazoa; Arthropoda; Insecta; Diptera; Glossinidae
Gene: wfs1
Product: wolframin
Exons: 4
Coding region: 89-2821 (910 amino acids)
Biological process (GO): calcium ion homeostasis; endoplasmic reticulum unfolded protein response
Cellular component (GO): endoplasmic reticulum membrane
Molecular function (GO): protein binding
Source: RefSeq, a predicted model, not a curated record
CAAACACAGUUAGCAGCAGCUGUGAGAUACUUUAUGAAAUUUUAUAAGGAAAAUUUGUUAGAAAUUCUGAUUCUUAAAUAUUCAUUUAAUGAAAAUGGCGAAUUGGACAAAGAAUCAGCCUAGCGGGAGCAGUACGAGGCGCAAAUGGAAUCUUGAGGAUCGCACCUCUUUAAAUAACUUGAAAUAUCAUAUAGCAUCGGAAGGUUGCUCCGAGGUUCAGUAUGAUUUGGCGAAACAAUUGUUAGAUAAAACUAUUGAACAAAAUGAAGAAACUUCAAGCCAACAAGCUGUGCAUUGGUUAAUGUGUGCAGCCCAACAAGGUCACGAAGAAUCUGCAAAUCUUCUACAGAAAUGCUACGAUGAAGGUUGUGGUAUUACAACAGAAAAUGAAUCUAAAGUGCGUGCCUGUUUAUCGAUGACACCGGGUGAACGGGCUGCUCGCAAAGCCGCACGAGAACUAUUCGCUUGCCUUUCGAACGGUGGAAAACACAUUACGCCUAAGCAACUUGAAAAGAAGAUGCGUGAGAUUUAUAAAAUGCAAAAACGCAGAAAGCGUUACGGCUACAACGGCAGUUCUUCGACUUCAGAAGAAGAGGAAGAGCAAGAAAUAAAAAAUAAUAAGGCAGAACCCUUGGAGGAUGGUUGCGAUUCUAUACCAAACGGUUCCGUAAAAUUAAGUAGUUUAUCCCACCGCCAUCAACAACAAAGAAAACGCCGUUCAGGAAAAAAUUUUUUGAAUAUACCGGAACCGGAGCCACGGCACGAAUGCAUAACUGAAGAAAACCUAGUUUCCGCAGCGGUAAAUUACGCUGCUGGACGGAUGCCUAGUGUUAACGAUGCCUUAACUCUCUCUGUACCACAUCCUGCAUCUUUAGAUCAUGUACCUUGCUUCCAUCGUCUAAUAUUCCAUCCCGUCGUGUUUUUCACUCUACUGUAUCAUCGUUUGAUCAAUGUGAUAAGCGGCUUACCAAAAGUCAUGCCGCAAAGUGUGCGUUUAGUUUUAUUGUUUUUGGUGUAUUGGCUACUUUCGACAGAUAGUCUUACUAUGGUACCAUUGCCCAUUUACAUGUACGCAAUCAGCUGGAUUAUAAUGGUUUGGUCCACAUGUAAAAUGUUAAAAACGAAACAUGAUUUUAUUGAUUUUCGUAUCUGGUCGGGCCUAUUUCUCAGUUACGGCGAUCACAAUAUUGAAGCUGAUAUUUCGGAAAACCGGUUUCUAAAAAACAAUAUGCAGCCAUACCUGUACUUUUUCUGCGCAUUUAUUGGAAACCUACUACUGUACCCCAUAAUCUCCGCUGAUGGUUUGCCGCAUUCAGAAUUGACUACAGUCGCGGGCAUUUUCGCUUUUAUAUCUUUAGUUGCUUUUAUGUACUCAUCACAACGUUUACCCGAUUGGAUGGUUCUUGUUUCUUUCGGUGUGAACGUUUUAGCUAAAUACCCUUAUGAAAUGGACGAAGUAGUAACAACAGGUUGGCGCUUUUUAGAUCUGAAAGUGCCGACGUUCUGCUCAUUUGUGAUUGGAAAUGGUAUCGAAUUUUGCUUGAAUUGUCGUACGGCUCUAUAUUUAUUAAUUCCUCCGUUUCUGAUUCAUUUGGCUAAGCGAUCGAACUGGCACGGCACCUAUGCACACCUCAUACCGCAUUGUGUGACUCUAAGCUGGCUGCAGCUGUGUAUAACGAGUGCUCAGAGUGCUACCAUGUUUGGAAUGAUAAGAGCUACUUUAGGUUUGGCGGGAGUUUUACUCUUUCUACCGCUUUUCGGUAUAGUAACAUUGUUGCUACCAGUCUUUGUGGCCAUAGAAUGGUUGGGUUUUACUAAUCCCAAUGUGCGGUUAGGCAGCACUGUGGUGGCGUUGAUUGUAGCAUUGCUAGGUUCUUGCUUUUUAGCUAUAAAUCGUACCACACAAAAAUUUAUCACCAUCGUACAGGUUUUAAUUUGCUUAAUAGCGGCAUGCAUUUUAACAUUCCCGUACAUGACAUCUAGUUUCAAGGAUGCGACACGUUUUACCACAAUAAUACCAGAUUUAAAAUUAGAUGCCAUGGCCAGUAGUGUUGAAGUUCGUCGAAUGCCACCGAAGCCGAUCGAGCAUAUAAGUUGGCAAAAUUUUUAUAGUCAUUGUGGUUUGCCGGCUUGGAAAAACAAUAACAAAAUUAAGGCACAAUUGCGGUGUUCUCAUUUGGCUGGUUUGGCGGUAGCUUGGGAGGGCGACGUCUCUCAAAUUCAAAUUACUAGUGUCAAAAACCUACGAUCCUGGUACAUACAAAGAUAUCUUCCGCGUUGGGUGGCCAAUUUAAUUACUUGUUUUUGGGGUGAACCCAUCGUUGAACAGUGUCAAGGUCGUGGAGAGACUCUGGAUCCAUUCUGCGAUGACUUUCAAUACAUUCUAAAACAUACUUAUCUGCAAGAUAAGUGCUCAUUACAUAAAUGGAAUACCUAUGAAUAUGAGAUACGAGUAAAAAUGGCGUCGUCCGGACUUCUCAGCAAGAGCCCCGAAGUCAUUUUACGAGCUGCACAUCCGUUUGGUAACUUUACAAAGCGUUUAGCCGAAGGGGACCGCAUACAUUUCUAUGGCACCUUGGAGAAUAGUCGUUUAAUCUCGUUACCUUAUUUAACUAAAUAUGAAGAAUUUGUAUUGGGUUCGUCUUCGGCGCAUGUACGUUUGGCAGCUAUCGAAUGUCUUACGUGUAAAGAUGAGGAAAAUUUACCUGUUAUACUUGAUUCUCUAAUGAACAGUCCAGUAGACGCCCGUAUGCGUGAUUUAAUGCGUGGCAUUAAGUAUUUGCUUAACGUAUUGUUAAGUCCUUUAAUAACAUUCAAGUAAAUUUCUAAGAAAUUAUUUUUUUUUUCACAUAUUUUUCUGAAAAAUGUUAUUUAAAAUAAAAGU